Molecule: messenger RNA, 5319 nt
Organism: Oncorhynchus kisutch (coho salmon)
Lineage: Eukaryota; Metazoa; Chordata; Actinopteri; Salmoniformes; Salmonidae
Gene: xkrx
Product: XK related X-linked
Exons: 3
Coding region: 661-2121 (486 amino acids)
Cellular component (GO): membrane
Source: RefSeq, a predicted model, not a curated record
GCAUGUUCAGACACACCUGCUUUCUUGUUCAGUGGAGGAGCUAACAAAACAUUCACUUUUGCAUUUCCUCAAGUUUUCAAUGGGACUCAGCGAAUAAAUUGCUUCAGUUUUGAUUAUGGUUCAACAGUCGACUUUGCUUUGCAACAAGUAAAUGUGGGUAUUGAGCCCAUCAUUUGCAGGCAGACAUCAGCGGCAUGACUUUUGCAUUGCGCUGGAAAAUGUAUUUGCCGAUCUUUAAGAUUGUGGGAGUAUGACUCGUAUUUGCACGUAUGAAACAACCACUGGAUUCGAUUUGGAAGACUACCCUAGAGAUACUAUAUGGGUGGUGGUUUAUUUUGUAUUUUUUGUAUUGUUGCCACGGGUGGCAAUGCCACGUAAUAUAGGCUAUUGAUACACAAAGGAGUUAUUCUUGAUGUGCGUGGAAAGUGGGCGAAAGGACAGGACCUACCGCAGCAAACAUUAAAACGUUAAAGACGUUGUUUAACAAACUUGAUACAUUCAUGAAUGAUAACAAACUGAAGUGCUUUGUUUGAAGAAGUCGAUACAUUGUUGCUGGAUAAGGAUACAUACAAUCUGACACUUGGAAACUACACUUUUCUUUGAACCGUUCGUCAGCCCUAUAGGUCUCCAUUGUGUGACGUUGUUUUUAGUCAUUGAGCCAUGGAAGAAGAGGGCGAGCCAGUCGUAAACAUCUCGGACGUCGAGCAAUUCCACCAGGAAUCCCCCUCUGAAAACGGAGUCAUGUUGGUUGUAAACCACAGUAACAUUCAACCCCCUUUCAGCGUGGUGUUGGCCACUUUGUUGUAUUGCGCUGAGUUUGUCUGCGCGGCUGUGCUUUGCAACAUGUACCACAAGAGCGAUGACGACACCUGGAUGGGGUUGACCAUCACCUUCAUGUUGGUGCCCGCUGUAUUGACUCAAUUGGCGCUGACAUUCAUUCAUAGAGACUUGGGAAGAGACCGCCCCCUGGUCCUCUUCUUGCAUCUACUUCUCCUGGGCCCACUCAUUAGGUGUUUCGAGGCUCUGAUGGUUUAUUUUAAGGCAGGCAAAAAGGAGGAGCCGUACGUGACCAUCUCCAGGAAGAUCAAGCUGAAGAAAGACCAGGGCACGCCCAUGGAGUGGGAGAUUGGCCACUCAGAGCGCAAGCUGGCCACCCACCGGAACGCCUUCAAACGCACCGCCGUCAUCCAGGCCUUCCUUGGCUCCACCCCUCAGCUCACCCUGCAGCUGUACGCCACCAUCCAGGAGAAGUACUUACUCCCCGUCAGAAUGACUCUGAUGAUUAUCUGCCUCAUCUCCGUCACCUACGGGGCCCUGGUGUGCAGCGUGCUGGCCAUCAACAUCCGCUACGAUGACUACAAGGUGCGGCUGCGCCCGGCCGCCUACCUCUGCAUGAUCCUGUGGCGGGUCCUGGAGAUCGCCACGCGCGUCACCUCCCUGGUACUGUUCAGCACGGCGCUCACCUACUGGGUGAUCCCCGUUGGCCUAGGCAACCUUCUUUUCUUCUUCCUGCUGCCCUGGGUCGAAUUCUGGGCACGACGUGCCUCGCUGCCCGAAAACGUAGAGAAGAACUUCAGCAAGGUGGGCACCACAGUGGUACUGUCGCUGGUUACCUUCCUGUACGCCUGCAUCAACAUCUUCUGCUGGUCGGCCGUGCAGCUGGACCUGGGCCACCGCGACCUUAUCGAGAAGAAGCAGCGCUGGGGCCGCCUGGCCGCCUACUACGGCGGACGCUUCCUGGAGAACGGCGCGCUCAUCACCCUCUGGUACUUCCACAAGUCGGAUUUCUACGAGUACGUGUGUGCCCCGUUGUUGGUGGCUCAGCUGCUCAUCUGCUACAGCCUGGCCGUGCUCUUCAUGCUACUCUUCUACCAGUUCUGCCACCCGUGUCGGCGCCUCUUCAGGCACAACGUGCACGACUGCCUGGCCUGCGUCUGCUGCUGUAUCUGCUGCCGCAGGGGUGGGGGGAGAGAGGGGCAGGGGCAACCCAAUUCCUAUUCCACCACUGCCACCAUGGUGCUGGUGCCAUUGGAGCCGCCAGAACUGCAGCCCCCCGACCUAACCAGCCAGCUGGUGGAGCGGGAGACAGCCAUCAUUGAAGACAUAAUGGAGGCGGCUUGAGAAGGCCCCAUGUGGUGAUUUGAUGAUAUGGGGUCAUUGCGUGGUACAGCUACUGAACUAAUGGCUAUGUACACUCAGGACUGUUAUACUGUGAGUGGUGCAGAUGAGACGGACAGAGCUGCUAGUUCUGCACUGCGGUGCACAGAGGACAAGUUGGUCCCAAGUGGUUAGCUAAGCGCAUUUGAAAUUGGUACCAUGAUUUUAUCGAUUUUCCUCAUUUUAGAAUAACAUGUGCAUGCAGAGCUUUGGGCUCGAAAAGAUCAGCUGUGAUAUAGACAAUGUUGCAUCACUGUUGUUGAAUGGGCAUACUGUACAGGUAGAGAGGCACUGGGCCGCGGGAGACCAAAGAAUAUACUCUGAUAAGAUAUGCCGCCGUGAUGCAUAAAGGCAGACUUGAGAAUAGCAGCACCAGGGUCAGAUACAGGGGGGCCAGGUGUGUGGAAACAUGUUGCCUCGGGCCGACUUGCCCUGUUAACUGGGACUUCCCCUGAUUACCAGCGGUUUACUAAAUGAAUAAACCCCAACAUGUUGCAUUAGGUCUCUUUCAUCCACACGUCAAAGCCCAUAUGUAACAUGAAGGAAAUGAAAGGUCAGAUGAAAUCCGAGCUACCUUCCUCAAACCCCACUCCACCCACUGUGUAUUUAAUGAAUGUUUUGUAUUAUUAGUACCUGGCCUUUUUUUUUUUGCCUUUUGCGCACAGUGUUUAAUUAAAAGUCAAGCUCAGUGAGUCAUGCCGUGUUCACUUGCUAGUCGGGAACUAGGAAACUCAAAUGUCCAACUUGCUAACCGGUUGAACGCGGCACGAAUUACAAGUUGGACAUUUCAGAGUUUUGUAGUUCCAACUAGCACGUGAACGUGGCAAUUAGACAUGGAUCAUUUUAAAGAACAAAUGGGUUAAAGAGACAAUGGAGAUUUGAUGUAAUCACACACAUUGUAAUUGAGAUGCAAUUCACAACUGUUUACGUUCAAUGAUGCCUUUACCGGUAGUCUGAGUACCAGUCUCUUUACCUAACGUUCCACUCCUUUUCAUUGCCAAUUGGGAUUAGCUAAAGAGACUGGUACCCAGGCUACCUUAAUGGUACUGUAUGUCUGAAAUAUUCAAGUCCAUUAUUAGUCUGCUUUUUAAGUGUAUGGUCUGUUCAAUGGCAUGUUAAGUGCCUUAACUACUACAUUAUUACUUGAAUAAAAAAGUUAUUGAAUACUAAAUUCUGUAAUAUAAAGAAAACACAUUUUAAUUUUAAUUUUAGCAGUAGUAGCCUGUAUGGACUUUCCAAAAACCAUAUACAGUUCAUUCUGAAAAUAUUCAGACAACAUGACUUUUUCCACAUUGUUACGUGCCUUAAUCUAUAAUUGAUUCAAUUGUCCCCCCCCCCCCCCCCCCCAUCCAUCUGCACACAAUAACCCACAAUGACAAAGCAAAAACAGGUUUUUAGAAAUGUUAGCAAAUCCAUUAAAUAAAUCACUGAAAUAACAUAUCCGUAAGUAUUCAGACCCUUUUGUUGAAGCACCUUUGGCAGCGAUUACAGCCUUGAGUCUUCUUGAGUAUGAUGCUACAAGCUUGGCACACCUGGGUUUGGGGAGUUUCUCCCAUUCUUCUUUGCAGAUCCUCUCAAGAUCUGUCAGGUUGCAUAGGGAGUGUUGCUGCACAGCAAUUUUCAGGUCUCUCCAGAGAUGUUUGAUCGGGUUCAAGUCUGGGCUUUGGCUGGGCCACUGGGAGACUUGUCCCAAAGCCACUCCUGCGUCGUCUUGGCUGUGUACUUGGGGUCAUUGUCCUGUUGAAAGGUUAAUAUUGACCCCAGUAUGAGGCCCUGAGUGCUGUACUUUGCUCCGUUCAUCUUUGCCUCGAUCCUGACUAGUCUCCCAGUCCCUGCCACGGAAAAACAUACCCACAACAUGAUGCUGCCACCACCAUGUUUCACCAUAGGGUUGGUGCCAGGUUUCCUCCAGAUGUGACGCUUGGCAUUCAGGCCAAAGAGUUCAAUCUUGGUUUCAUUAGACCAGAGAAUCUUGUUUCUCAUGAGAGUCCUUUAGGGGCCUUUUGGAGAACUCCAAGCGGGCUAUCGUGCAUUUUAUUGAGGAGUGGCUUCCGUCUGGCCACUAUAUCAUAAAGGCCUGAUUGGUAGAUUGCUGCAAAGACAGUUGUCCUUCUGUUAGGUUCUCCCAUCUCCAGAGAGGGACUCUGGAGCUCUGUCAGUGUGAUCAUCGGGUUCUUUGUCACCUCCCUGACCAAGACCCUUCUCCCUUGAUUGCUCAGUUUGGCUGGGUGGCCAGCUCUAGGAAGAGUCUUGGUGGUUCCAAACAUCUUCCAUUUAAGAAUGAUGGAGGCCACUGUGUUCUUGGGGACCUUCGACGCUGCAUAAAUGUUUUGGUACCCUUCCCCAGAUGUGUGCCUCGACACAAUCCUGUCUCGGAGCUCUAUGGACAAUUCCUUCGACCUCAUGUUUUUGCUCUGACUUGCACUGUCAACUGUGAGACCUCAUAUAGACAGGGUGUGUACCUUUCCAAAUCAUGUCCAAUCAAUUGAAUUUACCACAGGUAGAAUCCAAUCAAAUUGUAAAAACUUCUCAAGGACGAUCAAUGGAAACAGGAUGCACUGAAGCUCAAUUUCGAAUAUCAUAGCAAAGGGUAUGAAUACUUAUGUAAAUAAGGUAUUUCUGAUGUUUUUUUUAAUACAUUUGCAAAAAAUAUAUAAAAACCUGUUUUCACUUUGUCAUUUUGGGGUAUUGUGUGUAAAUUGAUGAGGGGAAUAAAAUACAAUUUUCGAAUAACGCUGUAAAGUAACAAUGUGGAAAAAGUCAAGGAGUCUGAAUACUUUCCGAAUGCACUUUAGAUCCAUAGGAAAGUAACUUGAGAUGUUCUAUAGGUGCAGGCAUGGAUAGACAUGAUCGGGUGGUGGUUUACCCGAAUAUGGCUCAAAAUUGUCUAAAGAAAAAGGCCUCUCCUCAAUUCCUCUGCUUGGAGCCCAAGAGCCAACCAUAGUCGGUCCCAAAAAAAAGUCUUCCUCAUUCCAAAGGCGUGGGAAAGGGGAUUCUAACACGCUCUCAACAAAAAUAAAUGAUUACAUCCUCCCUGGGGAAAUGCAAUUUGAUGGACUGUAUUUCCUUGGCAUAACUUUGACUACUGACCUGAAAUGGGUGGGGUUCGAACAGGUGCACUGUAUAAAAACGACUGGUAACGGCUUAAAGACCAGUAGUGGU